Messenger RNA from Chenopodium quinoa (quinoa), 2296 nucleotides. Its product is annotated as TITAN-like protein. The transcript is spliced from 7 exons. The annotation marks the transcript as partial. Lineage: Eukaryota; Viridiplantae; Streptophyta; Magnoliopsida; Caryophyllales; Amaranthaceae. The record is from RefSeq and is a predicted model, not a curated record.
AAACCAUCAGAAUUCGAGUUCUGCAAAAUAUGCAGAAUCAACCACAAUCAAGGUCGUCGCCACAAUUCCUUCCCACGCCACACCAAUUCACUCUCCUCACUCUUCACUCGCUUCCAUCAGAAGCUCUCCUUCGUCAAAUCUUCACUCAGAAACCCUAGCUUCGUUCUCUCUUCUUCGGAUUCUCCUGAUCGUCUUUGGUGCAUCUUUUGUGAUUCCGACAUUGUUGAAUCUGAUUCUGCAUUUGUUUGUGGUAAUGUAAUUGAGCAUUUGGCGAGUGAUGAUCAUCUGAAGAAUUUGAAGCAUUUUCUAUGGAAGUAUGGUGGUGGUAUGAACAAAGUGGAUUCUUUCAGAAUUACGGUUGAGUUAGCUGAGUGGAAGAAGAGGUGUGCAGUACUGAAGAAGGAUGUUCCACCAUCGAGAUCUUCACUUGGGCAGUCGUAUGAUAUCCAAACAAAUUAUGAAUUCAUGAAUAAUUCUAACAUAAAUAAUAUUCACUUUCUUGAAUCACGUCUCUUAAAAGAUGUUAUACCUUUACAAUAUGGCACAAAUGAGAAUUACCAGGUAUAUCAUUCAGAUAUCUCACAAGCUGGUGAAGUUAGUUCAUCUGCGUACGAUGUUGCUCCACAUACAACUUGGACCCCAGAGCAUCAUAUGGAAACUCAGAGUUUAACAUGUAUGAGUCAAAGUAGGCAACAACCCCUUGCAUCUAGCGUGGAAAAUGUCUUUGCUGAUGGUCUUGUAAAAACAGGGGUCUGUCAGAAACAAAGCAUUGUCAGCAGAGAGCCUUUUACUGAGGGUUACCAUAGUCUCAGUCGAAUAUCUUCUGGAGGUAUGGAUGUUAUGAAUGGAAAUGUUCAUUCUGGGGCGCUGCCUCCUUGGCUUGAAGGAUUUGAGGCCUGUAAUGAGCAUGAGCAAUCAAGAGGGCCGAAGGUGAAUGUUACUGAAAAGAAUAGGAAAAAGACCAACAAAUUGAACCCAAAGAGAGUAGGGGCUGCAUGGGCAGAGAAAAGGAAAGCAGAAUUGGAGAUGGAGAAGAGAGGAGAGAUAAUUGCUAAUUGCUCUGAUGCUAACUGGCUACCUAACUUUGGUGGGGUUUGGCAAUCAGGCAGCCGAAAAGAAUCAAUGAAAGAAUUUAAGAAGGAAAAGCUAAAUGUCUUGAAAGCAGAAAGUAAAGUUGAGUCUGAGAUGAAGUUGCAUCCUUAUAUCAGCAAACGGAUGCGGCAAGAUACAAAUGACAAUUCCAAAGAUGUUCAGAAGACUGGUGAUUUCUCCUAAUACUGAUCAACUCCUGGUAAUGAGUUAGUGAACACUGUACAAUUGAGGAUUGUGAUGUUUUAUUGGUAUGUGGUGUUACUGGGUUGUGUGUUAAGCUGAAAGCUGCAAAGUCAUUUUGUUUAGAAGACCGGUGAUUUCUCCUAAUAUUGAUCAACUCCUGGUAAGGAGUUUGUAAACACUGUACAAUUGAGGACUGCGAUGUUUUUUUUGGUACAUUGUGUUACUGGGUUGUGUGUUAAGCUGAAGCUGCAAAGUCCAUUUAUCCUCAUGGUAAUGUGUAGCUGUAAAGUCCAUUUGUCCUCAUGGUAAUGUGAAGCUGCUAACAGUGCUAACAGAGGUUUCCAUUUACUAAUUUGGAAUCAUAUUGUAGUAUAGUGAUCUAAUUUAAAUUGUCAAAAAUCUGUACUGGAUAUGAUGUUUUGUGAUCAUACAAGUUCUUAUUGAAUCUUUUGAGUAUAUUCUUUAGAUGAUAGAUGUAAGUGUCCCUCUGUGUUAAGCGGAGUGUACAUUCAUGCGUUUUUUCCUGCUAUAUCUCUAACCCUUUAAAAAGAGGGAAGCUCUCCAACAUGAAAGGAAUAGUGAUGUGAGUCUAUAGUCAAUCAUGUAAAAGUUGCUAGUGUUUCAAACUUUCAACACAGAAACGUGGAAGAAAUGAUAUGCUAUACUACACUGCACAUGUAAAUAAUAGUCUUACAUGCCUCUAAUUUUUAUAAGUUACUAUCUCAGAUGCACCUAUCUUGUAUACAGGUUUCAUUCAGUCAUUCGUGGUGGGUGCCACUGAUGGAUAAAUCUUCUGCACUCCUGUUGACUCCUUUGCAUGUCAUAACACCAUAUAGAGAUUGUUUUCUUUGCUGUAAAGUGUAAUACGUAUGAUGCACUUUCCUGCUUGUAAACUCAUUUGCAGCGUGAUCAAAUCUGCACUGUAUAAGAUGAUGGAAUAGCCACUUAUGUUUUUUGUGAUCAAGAACAAAAGCUGGUGGAAUGCCAUUGCUGACCACCUUUAAUCUUGAAAUUCCAGUAU